Messenger RNA from Microtus ochrogaster (prairie vole), 657 nucleotides. RefSeq names its product phospholipase A2 group IIC (gene Pla2g2c). The coding region runs from base 41 to 493 and encodes 150 amino acids. The transcript is spliced from 4 exons. The record is from RefSeq and is a predicted model, not a curated record. NCBI's taxonomy places the organism in Eukaryota, Metazoa, Chordata, Mammalia, Rodentia, Cricetidae. Gene Ontology annotation, molecular function: calcium ion binding; phospholipid binding; signaling receptor binding. Gene Ontology annotation, biological process: positive regulation of fibroblast proliferation; lipid catabolic process; fatty acid biosynthetic process.
AGAUGAAGGUGGAACCCCGGUACCCUAGGUCUCUUCGGAAAUGAAGGUCAUUGCUAUAUUCCUUGUCUUCAUCUUCUGCUGGACGACCUCCACCCUCAGCAGCUUCUGGCAGUUCCAGAGGAUGGUCAGACACAUCACAGGGCGCAGCGCCUUCUUCUCCUAUUAUGGAUACGGCUGCUACUGUGGGCUAGGGGGCAGAGGAAUCCCCGUGGAUGCUACAGACAGGUGCUGCUGGGCUCACGACUGCUGCUACCACAAGCUGAAGGAGCAUGGCUGCCAGCCCAUCUUGAAUGGCUACCAGUUCAGCAUUGUCAAUGGGACUGUGGCUUGUGGAUGCCUCCCUGGUGGCAGCUGCCUCUGCGGGCAGAAGGCCUGUGAGUGUGAUAAGCUGUCUGCGUACUGCUUCAAGGAAAACCUGGACACCUACGAGAAAGCCUUCAGGCAGGUCUUCCCCAGCAAGUCCCAGUGUGGCCGACACAAACUCCGGUGCUAGGGAGGCCACCGUCCCUGUCACACGGCACCUACUCUAGUCAUGGUCCUCUGGCAAACUGUCUCUGGCCACCUCUGAUAGCUCCCAGGCUCCUGGAGCUCCUCAUCGCUGUCCAGGGAGUGUCUUCUCACUCAGCGCUGGGGUCUGGAAGUGAGACAUGGAGGAAU